Messenger RNA from Coffea arabica (coffee), 2262 nucleotides. RefSeq names its product phospho-2-dehydro-3-deoxyheptonate aldolase 2, chloroplastic-like. Lineage: Eukaryota; Viridiplantae; Streptophyta; Magnoliopsida; Gentianales; Rubiaceae. Gene Ontology annotation, biological process: aromatic amino acid biosynthetic process. The record is from RefSeq and is a predicted model, not a curated record. Gene Ontology annotation, molecular function: 3-deoxy-7-phosphoheptulonate synthase activity.
UUUUAUAAAGCCAGCCACCAGCCACUGUCCUCGUCCUCGUCCUCCUCCUCCUCUGCCGCCAUUUCCUCCCUGAUUUCUUGAACAAAAAGAGCAAGAAUUUCUGAAGAAAUUCAGGGAGAAAAACAAUGGCUUUAUCAAACACCUCAGCUUUAGCUUCAAAAUCACUUCUUCCCUCCUACAACCAACCCCAUCAGCCCAGUUUAGCUUUCCUCCUCCCAAGCUCCACCGCCAACAGCCUCCCGCAACCCAAAAUCCGCCACCCCAUUUCUGCCGUUCACGCGUCGGAGCCAGCUAAGACCCCUGUUACAUCCACUGCUGCUACCAAGGCUGCGCCAUCUGUGGCGGCUAGACCAGGGAAAUGGAGUGUGGAUAGCUGGAAAACCAAGAAGGCUUUGCAGCUGCCUGAGUACCCAAAUCAAGAAGAGUUGAAAUCGGUUCUUGAAAUUAUUGAGGCUUAUCCUCCAUUGGUCUUUGCUGGUGAAGCUAGGAAUUUGGAGGAGAAGCUUGCUGAGGCUGCGUUGGGGAAUGCUUUCUUGUUGCAAGGUGGGGAUUGUGCUGAGAGCUUCAAGGAGUUUAAUGCUAAUAAUACACGGGAUACUUUCAGAAUUCUUCUUCAGAUGAGUGUUGUUCUCAUGUUUGGUGGUCAAAUGCCUGUGAUUAAGGUUGGAAGAAUGGCGGGACAGUUUGCAAAACCAAGGUCAGACCCUUUUGAAGAGAAGGAUGGUGUAAAGCUGCCUAGUUAUAAGGGAGACAAUAUCAACGGUGAUGCUUUUGAUGAGAAAUCGAGACUUCCAGAUCCUCAGAGAUUGAUAAGGGCCUACUGCCAAUCUGCUGCAACUCUCAAUCUUCUAAGGGCCUUUGCUACUGGUGGUUAUGCUGCAAUGCAGAGGGUCACGGAGUGGAAUCUUGAUUUUGUGGAGCACAGUGAACAGGGAGAUAGGUAUCAAGAACUGGCUCACAGGGUUGAUGAAGCCUUAGGGUUCAUGGCUGCUGCCGGACUUACUAUUGACCACCCUAUCAUGUCAUCAACUGAAUUUUGGACAUCCCACGAAUGCUUACUAUUACCUUAUGAGCAAGCACUUACCAGGGAGGAUUCAACUUCUGGACUUUUCUAUGAUUGCUCUGCUCACAUGCUCUGGGUUGGAGAGCGCACAAGGCAACUGGAUGGUGCCCACGUAGAAUUUUUAAGAGGAGUUGCUAAUCCUCUUGGCAUUAAGGUGAGCCAGAAGAUGGAUCCAAAGGAGCUAGUUAACAUCAUUGAGAUUCUAAAUCCAAUGAACAAGCCGGGAAGAAUUACUGUAAUUGUUAGGAUGGGUGCAGAGAAUAUGAGGGUUAAACUUGCCCAUUUGAUCAGGGCUGUUCGUGGAGCCGGGCAGAUUGUCACUUGGGUCUGUGAUCCUAUGCAUGGGAACACAAUCAAGGCACCCUGCGGACUAAAAACUCGUGCUUUUGAUGCAAUAUUGGCUGAGGUUCGAGCAUUCUUUGACGUGCACGAGCAAGAAGGGAGCCACCCAGGGGGAGUUCACCUGGAAAUGACAGGGCAGAAUGUGACGGAGUGUAUUGGGGGGUCAAGGACGGUAACAUAUGAUGACCUGAGCUCUCGCUACCACACACAUUGUGACCCACGACUUAAUGCUUCUCAGUCUCUGGAACUCGCAUUCAUUAUAGCUGAAAGGUUAAGAAAAAGAAGGAUUGGAACUCAGCGUCUGCUCUCCUUGAGCAUGUAACUAGGAUAUCUGCUCAAACCUUGUCAUCUGGCAAACUAGUUCAGAUCAGCCUACUUUAAGCUUAAAGAAGGUAUAUCAGUAAGCAAACAAUGCACCGUUGGGUGGAUUUAGAAAGGUUUCAAUAUUGCUGAGAAUCAACCUUUGAUUUGGUUGCAACCCCACACAGGAUUUCUGAUUUGUUUGAGCUUCCUAUGAACAAAUCUUUGAUGGGGUCUAACCUGAAUUGAAGCUGCAAAGAGCAAAGAAUUCUGCAUUGCUUAUUUUGGAGAAGCUCAGGCUCUAGUAAUGGUAUCCAUUUGAAGCUGGCAUAUAUGAGAGGAUUUAAUCUGUACUACGAGUUUUAUGAGUUUGUUUGCUGUUUAAGUUGGAAGUUUGUUUUUGGCUUGCUUUUCAUGUUUUGAUGUAUCACUGCUUUUGCUCGUGAAAAAAUAAUAGAGUUGUUCAAGAGCAAGCAGUUUUUGUAAGUUGUUUUUACCUCAAACUACUUUGAGUGUUUUUCUCCAAAGUUACAUAAAUUUAUUUCUGUAAUCCUUUA